Molecule: messenger RNA, 1104 nt
Organism: Fusarium musae
Lineage: Eukaryota; Fungi; Ascomycota; Sordariomycetes; Hypocreales; Nectriaceae
Exons: 2
Coding region: 1-1104 (367 amino acids)
Biological process (GO): regulation of transcription by RNA polymerase II
Cellular component (GO): nucleus
Molecular function (GO): DNA-binding transcription factor activity, RNA polymerase II-specific; RNA polymerase II cis-regulatory region sequence-specific DNA binding
Source: RefSeq, a predicted model, not a curated record
AUGGUGCGCGACUACUCACCACCCGAGUCGCCGCUCUCAUCGGUGGACGAGUCAGACCAGUACGAAGAGGAAGGACACGAUUACGAUGAAUCAACACUGCGGCCCUCGAAGCGCCAGCGACUCGAAGCCGGUUCAACUACAUCUUCUGCUGUAGUUCCUGAUGUCGAAGCCGAAGCGGUGCCUGAGCCCGAUCCCCUCGAGGGCAUGUCCGAUGUGUCAUCGGAUACCUCAGGUGAUAUCCCCAGUUCCCCGAUCAAUGCGCGCCUCGACGAAGAAGACUUCCAGGAACAAGUCACAAAAUGCGACUGGGAUGGUUGUCCAGCCGGCGACCAGGGCAACAUGGACAAGCUGGUCGAACACAUCCAUAAUUCGCAUAUUGAGAACCGACAGAAGAAGUACACCUGCGAGUGGAUGAGCUGUACUCGAAAGGGCCUACCACAUGCCAGUGGUUAUGCCCUCAAGGCACACAUGCGCAGCCAUACAAGGGAGAAGCCUUUUUACUGCUACUUACCUGAAUGCGACAGGUCUUUCACAAGAAGUGAUGCACUGGCUAAACAUAUGCGUACGGUUCACGAGACAGAAGCACUCCGUCCAUCUGACCCUGUUCCCAAGUCAAUGCAAGCUGGGCCACAGGGCAAGGGGGGCAAGAUAAAAAUCAUCAUGAAGACCAACCAACAAUCUCAAGGCCCCCAUGAUGACAUGGACGAUGCUGCCAACGGCGACGAAUCUAACGCCGAGUACUUCACACCAUUGACGCCAGAUCUCUUCACCCAUGAUGAGCUUGAGCUUCCUGUCGACAAGUUGUACCGAAAGUGCCAUUGGGAGGGCAAAUGGGCCGAGGAGAUUGGAGAGUCUCUGACGAAAGAGUGCAAAGAGUGGGAGGAAAUAUACUACAAGGAGUGGCUCGAGAAGGAGGUGUUGCUUUCGCAGGUCAUCAAGAGCGAGGUUAAUUGGCAUGAGCGACGACAGGCUAUUCUUACAGGGGUUGUCGAUGUUCACGUUCCUGGCGCCGUAGAGAGCGUCGAAGGCGAGAGAACAAACGGUGCGAACGCUGAAACCGAGGGAACCGCCAACGGGACAAAGGCGGCAGAGCUCACUGCGUAA